This is a messenger RNA of Colletotrichum truncatum, 1515 nucleotides long. Its product is annotated as Killer toxin subunits alpha/beta 5. The record is from RefSeq and is a predicted model, not a curated record. NCBI's taxonomy places the organism in Eukaryota, Fungi, Ascomycota, Sordariomycetes, Glomerellales, Glomerellaceae.
AUGAGAGGUCAAGACCGAUACUCUCUACCCUCAUUGACGGGUGUCUUGGGAAUUCUGUUCCCAUGUGUUGUUGCCACAUUGUCAUUGAGUGAUCGGUGCUCAGAAAACUGCCUGGUAUCUGGCCCUAACCCAAGCAACUGGACUGUCGAUGUUGAGGUCGGCCAGCUUCUUGAACAGAGUACCACUUGCAACAAGACGAGAAGAACCGGCAACUGGGUUAAGAAAGAGUGCACCUCUCACGAGGUCGCUGGUACUCUUGACUUUGAGCCGCAGAAAAGAUGGGAAGCGCUUGAAUGCCAGGCAGCAUGGGAUGAUGCGAUCCAAGUGUGGAUUGGAUGCUAUAGGGAUAAUUUGGAGAGCAGUUUCAAAUUCAUGCAAUUCAUGGCUGAUUUUCUUCAUCAAAACGACGAUCAGAUGAUAUCGAACUACUACCACUCUCUGAGAUAUCUGGCAGACCAUUUAGCAUACAGGAAGGAUAUAGUCGUUGGCACAUUUGCCCCGAAGCUGAAGGAUGGAACUGAUCUCUUCGGCCUUUUCCUAACCUUGAUCCAAUUUCCUUUCGGCUUAUCCGGCGCCCGAUUCUUCGGAAACAGUUUUCUUGGUCGAGACUUUUUCGCUGGAAACGUUACCGGCCACAAGAAAGCGGCGUGGGAAACCGCAACCAUGAGCCUUGUUAAUACAAGCUUUGAAGUUGCCCAGGAGAUAUUAGAAAGAACUGAGGAAACUCGUUCGGAAAUCUCUUUUGACGCCCUUUCAAACGGAUUGAGUAAAAGUUGGAUGAAACAAUCUGACCGGCUGAUUCAAAAACUGUUUGACGGAUCCGAAAAGAGUAUCGAACUUCUGAGUAAUCUCUUCAAAGACGGAAAGAUGAUGGCGGGGAUGCCAGAUGGCCCUGGGCUACCCCAAAAUGGUAACUCUGAUGGUUUUAACAGAGAAAGCGCUACCAAACGAGCCCUUUAUGCAGUCGCCAUCCCGGCAAUAUGGGCUGCAAACGGGCCAACUCCAGUUGUCGUCGACUUUGGGCCGAGCUGUGAAAUCGAUGCAAGGAAAUAUUUCACGGAGAAUGCUAGCAAGUAUAAUCUCGGCUGGAGAUGCGUCAAUGGGCAUUCCUAUAUUCUUGCUGGCGUUGCCGAUAAACCCCCUCGACCAUGCGGGACCUCCGUCCCCGACAACGAAUGCACCGUUCAAUCUCAAUGGACUCUGAAAAUCCUGGAUGGCAUUAAAUACAUUCAAAAACCUUCGCUGAGCUGGGGCGGAAUUACAGUGGAUGAUCUAAUCAUAGGAGCUGUCAGCACAUAUGAAAGAAACGGCAGAAAAAAUCGUCUGAACAUAAAGGAUAACUUACCGAGCCCUUCAGAUAAGGCUGUUUUCGAAAGUUAUAAAGAGAUCGAGUUGGACGUCCGCACGCCAGGUUACGUUCUCAUCCCCGUCUGCGGCCCGGAAGAGGCUAGGGCGAACCUCGCCAAAGGGCGGCAGAGAUAUGGAAACUCGAACAACUACCCUUGCAAUCCAUAA